This is a messenger RNA of Aspergillus sclerotioniger CBS 115572, 1863 nucleotides long. RefSeq lists its product as uncharacterized. Gene Ontology annotation, biological process: diterpenoid biosynthetic process. NCBI's taxonomy places the organism in Eukaryota, Fungi, Ascomycota, Eurotiomycetes, Eurotiales, Aspergillaceae. Gene Ontology annotation, molecular function: terpene synthase activity; magnesium ion binding. The transcript has 2 exons. Bases 1 to 1863 code for a protein of 620 amino acids. The record is from RefSeq and is a predicted model, not a curated record.
AUGAACUUGAGAAAUCCCAACCUCGACGGCAAUACCCAGUUGAUCAGCAAUGCGAGGUCAUUGAUCCAGAAAGUGGUAAGCGACACCGACGCGACGUACGGGUUUGGUACCUUGACCUGCACAGUAUACGACACGGCGCGGGUGGCUCUCGUCACCAAGCCCUUGAAGGGAGAAAGGCAAUGGCUUUUCCCCGAGAGCUUCCGAUACAUACUCAGCACCCAGGCGGAUGAUGGGAGCUGGCCCAGCUGUUCAGGAUCCCAGAUUGAUGGUGUCCUAAGUACGGCAGCUGCCUUGCUUGCAUUGCUGCGACACAGGAGACAGCCUCUUCAAUUACUGGGUGACACAGAUGAUUUGGACUCUCGCAUCACCCGCGCAAUUGCCACGCUGCGUGAUCGAUUGGCAGCGUGGGACGUGAUGACCAUUAACUAUGUCGGCUUUGAGAUGAUCGUGCCAGCCAUUCUAGAUCUUCUCGAGAAAGAGGACGCCUCAUUGGCCUUUGAAUUUGACGGCAAGGCGACGUUGCUUGACAUACACAAAGCCAAAAUGUCCCGGUUUGAGCCUAGCCUAGUGUACGACAAGAGGCUGAUGACAGUCACCCACUCCCUCGAAGCCUUGAUUGGGAAGAUCGAUUUUGAUAGACUGGUCCACCACAAGGUGCUGGGCUCCAUGUUUGCAUCUCCUUCAUCCACUGCAGCGUACCUGAUGAACACCUCGACGUGGGACGAUGAGGCUGAGGCGUACCUGCGAUACGCCAUCAAAGGGUCCGUCGGCCAGGGCAGUGGCGGCGUCCCCGGUGUUUUCCCCACGACCAACUUUGAGUAUACCUGGACGCUUGUAGGUCCUGUCCACCUUGCUCCGAGCCGGCAAGCUGCUCACAGCGGAACCUAUGCAAUGAUUAUCCCAUUUACCUGGACAAGCUGCAACAACCGGACGCGGACAUAUGCAGCUGCAUCGCUCUUGUAUGAGAUGAUGGUGUUAUCCUUCAGGACCUAUCAUAUUGACGAUUUCAUGGAGUCUGUAGCCAGACCUGCUUUCAAGUAUCACAUAGAGGGCCUUCGCCAUCUAGUUGGAACCGUGACAGCGAAGGCGUCUAGCCAGUCAGAUGGCGUGGGAUAUUGCACCGACGUCAAUGGAGAUCAUAUGGAACACUCGAAGUAUGGGGACCAUAUCCAUACAUUAACUCGUUGCGUUCGCUCCAUCCUUGAGAACCCGGUCUUUCAAUCUGCCAGCCCUAAUGACCGCAAAACGCUCGAACAGGAGCUCAGGGUAUAUCUUCUCGCGCAUGCAAAGCAGGUGGAGGAUAACUCACAGUUCGAAAUUGAACUCAAGCAGACGAAAACGCUUACUUCUGCCAGCAGCGCCUAUUUCCGUUGGGUCUACACCACCUCUGCUGAUCAUAUCGCUGCACCGAUGUGUUUCGCCUUCCUGGCCUGCGUGAUUGGAGCCACUCUGACACCGAGUACUAAUAAUGACUGCUUUCCCAGUACAACCUCCAAGUACCUUGCUGCCGCAGCAUGCCGUCACCUUGCGGUCAUGUGCCGCAUGUAUAACGACAUCGGGUCUUGGGUGCGUGACCUUGAUGAGGGUAACUUGAAUUCGAUUCACUUUCCCGAGUUCAGUGGGACGGACGAUGGUACAAAGCAGGCGGUGCUUUUCAAUCUGGCUCAGUAUGAGCGCAAGUGCUUAAAUGAUGCCUUGGAACGGUUAAUUAAGGAAAUGCUCAAUGGUCCGGACGCUGAAGCGAUUCGAUUGAGUGAGAGACGCAUGCAUCUUGUUCGGAUGUUCUGCGAUGUGACAGACCUUUACGGGCAGAUUUAUGUUCUUCAGGAUAUGUCGAGCUUUAUUCGUCGUAGGUCCCUCUGA